AUGGCCGGAUCCAUUCCGAUCCGGCUGCCAGAACUAAUUAGCAUCACCGCUUUGGCUCAAGCAUUGAAGGUGGAGCCAAACCGAUUCUUGUCCCAGCUUGGCGAAUUAGGCUUCGAAGGCGUGACGUUGGAUAGUCUCAUGGCAGGAGAAACGGCAGCACUGGUCGCACAGGAAUACGGCUUCGAGCCUACGGUAGAGGUCGAAAACCGUGAUCUUAAACCUCGCCCGCCUCCUGAAGAUCCAUCUAUACUUCCCCUACGGCCACCCGUCGUGACUAUCAUGGGCCACGUCGAUCACGGCAAGACAACCCUAUUAGAUUAUUUGCGCAAGUCUUCUAUUGCGGCCGGAGAACAUGGUGGUAUCACUCAGCGCAUCGGUGCCUUUUCUGUGAAGAUGUCUUCUGGCAAACCCAUCACCUUCCUAGAUACUCCUGGACACGCCGCCUUCCUCGCCAUGAGACAGCGAGGCGCACACGUGACGGAUAUCGUCGUUUUAGUCGUAGCCGCGGACGAUAGCGUGAUGCCACAGACAAUUGAAGCUAUUAAUCAUGCACGCACUGCGAAGGUGCCUAUGAUUGUGGCUAUUACCAAGAUCGACAAGGACAGCACUCAUAUAGACCAAGUCAAGCACGAUCUUGCAACUCAAAAAGUCGAUAUUGAGGACUUUGGUGGAGACGUCCAGGUCGUCUGCGUGAGCGGAAAGACUGGCCAGGGCAUGGAUGACUUGGAAGAAAAUAUUCUUGCCCUCUCUGAGAUGUUAGAUCAUCGAGCCGAGCUUGAUGGCCCUGCAGAGGGCUGGGUCUUGGAGAGUAGUCUUAAGCAGAUUGGCAAGGUUGCUACUGUUCUUGUGAAGAGAGGUACCUUGCGACCUGGUGACAUUAUCGCAGCGAAUCUCACAUGGGCAAAGAUUCGAAAUCUGCGUAAUGAAGCCGGCGACGAGAUUGACGAGGCACUUCCAGGAACGCCCGUCGAAAUCUUAGGGUGGAAAGAGCUUCCUGCUGCUGGUGACCAGAUUAUUCAAGCCGCCGACGAGGGUCGCGCCAAGGAUGCGGUAUCGUACCGUGAAGGUCUUCGCGAACGCGAGCAAGAUGCUGCAGCUCAAGAAGUCAUCUCCGAGUCCCGCAGGAUCCGGCAAGAGAAGCGUGACAUAGAGAAGGCAGCCGCCAAAGCAUCUUCCAAGUCAUCCAACAAAGCAGAUGCUGCUGCAGAGGCCGAGCCAUUGCCUGAAGAAGAGAACGGCACGAAGAUGAUUAAUUUCGUUGUUAAGGGUGACCUGCACGGAUCCGUAGAGGCCGUGUGUGCAUCGAUCUCUGAGAUAGGCAAUAACGAAGUCCUUCCGCGCAUUCUGCGCUCGGCCACAGGGCCCAUUACCGAGUCCGACGUCGAUCAUGCUGCUACAACAGGUUCGAUUAUUAUCAACUUUGCGACCACAACGCCUGGGUACGUCAAGCUCCAGGCAGAAGAGAAAAACGUGAGGAUUAUAGACCAUAACGUUAUUUACCAUUUGGUAGAUGAGGUCAAGGCCGAGCUGAGCAAGUACCUAUCGGCCACCGUCAGUUUCAAGGUUCUAGGUGAGGCGGAGGUAUUGCAAAUAUUCCCCAUCAAUUAUAAGGGGCGGAAAUAUAAGAAUGUGGCAGGGUGUAGGGUCAGGAACGGGCUUCUGAGCAAGGGCGACCUUUACCGGGUUUUCAGACAUGGCGAGAUGCUUUAUGAAGGCAAACUCGAGACGAUGAAGCAUCUCAAGAAAGAUGUCACAAAGGUGAACAAGGACACCGAGUGUGGUAUCGGAUUCGAGUCAUUCCAAGACUUCGAGGUCGGCGACCAGAUUAAAGCUUGCGAAGAGGUUCGGACGGAGAGGACUUUGUAG
Molecule: messenger RNA, 1866 nt
Organism: Hypoxylon fragiforme
Lineage: Eukaryota; Fungi; Ascomycota; Sordariomycetes; Xylariales; Hypoxylaceae
Product: mitochondrial translation initiation factor 2
Exons: 2
Coding region: 1-1866 (621 amino acids)
Molecular function (GO): GTP binding; GTPase activity
Source: RefSeq, a predicted model, not a curated record